Molecule: messenger RNA, 2907 nt
Organism: Aspergillus clavatus NRRL 1
Lineage: Eukaryota; Fungi; Ascomycota; Eurotiomycetes; Eurotiales; Aspergillaceae
Gene: set2
Product: SET and WW domain protein
Exons: 4
Coding region: 1-2907 (968 amino acids)
Biological process (GO): regulation of DNA-templated transcription
Cellular component (GO): chromosome; nucleus; chromatin
Molecular function (GO): histone H3K36 methyltransferase activity; protein binding
Source: RefSeq, a predicted model, not a curated record
AUGCCCUCUCAUGACAACGCGGACUCUCCCUCAGCGUCUGUAACGAAUGCUGUGACCGCAAUGAAGCUGGAGCAGAACGACGGAGCCGCCGAGACUCCCGUUCUCAACGGUGGAGAUGCCAUUGCGAAGCAAGAAUCCUACGGGCUAUCUAGCCCUCCCACCGCCACCAGAGAUCACUCCGAACUGAGUGGCAUGUCUUCAUCCGCUGUUAAGUCGCGAGCUUCAUCUCAGUCCCCAGUUAAAAUUGAAAAUGGAGAUACGCCUGAAAUGGAGGAGAAGGUUGGAGGCGACAUCACCGUGAAGAUGGAACCUGGUCAACCUCCCAAGUUGACUCGCACCACCUCUCAAAAGGUCGCUGCGCGUCCCCCUCAGCUGUUUCUGCAUCUGCCGGAUGGCACAGCGGAGGCCCAGUCGACCUUUGAGGUGAUGGAGACGUGUACUUAUGCUAACAAAUACAUGGGCUACACGGAGCAUGCGAUGGAAUGCGAUUGUGCCGAGGAAUGGGAUCAGUCCGCCGGCAAAAACCUGGCUUGCGGAGAAGAUUCUGACUGCAUUAAUCGCGCAACCAAAAUCGAGUGUGUUGGCGAUUGCAGCUGUGGUGCUAAUUGCCAAAAUCAACGGUUUCAGCGAAGAGAGUAUGCAAAUGUCGCGGUCAUCAAGACAGAGAAGAAAGGUUUCGGUCUCCGUGCCGAGACCGAUCUGCAACCGCACCAGUUUAUCUUCGAGUACGUCGGUGAAGUUAUCAACGAGGGGCAUUUUAGGCGUCGCAUGAGGCAAUACGAUGAAGAGGGGAUCAAACACUUCUAUUUCAUGUCCCUCAGUAAGGGAGAAUUUGUUGAUGCGACCAAGAAGGGCAACCUGGGCCGUUUCUGUAACCAUUCGUGCAAUCCCAACUGCUAUGUCGACAAGUGGGUCGUGGGCGAGAAGUUGCGCAUGGGCAUCUUCGCCGAACGGGCCAUCCGCGCUGGUGAGGAACUUGUGUUCAACUACAACGUUGAUCGUUAUGGAGCCGAUCCUCAACCGUGCUAUUGCGGCGAACCAAAUUGCACAGGCUUCAUCGGAGGGAAAACCCAGACCGAGCGUGCAACCAAGCUGUCCAAUGCGACUAUCGAAGCUCUGGGUAUCGAGGAUGCUGACAGCUGGGAUACGGCGGUUGCGAAGCGGCCACGCAAGAAGAAGAUGGGCGAGGACGACGAGGAGUAUGUUGACAGCGUGCAACCCAAGUCUCUGGAUGAAAAUGGCGUCACCAAAGUCAUGGCGGCUCUUAUGCAGUGCAAGGAGAAGUGGAUUGCGGUUAAGUUGCUGCGGCGUAUUGAACGCUGCGAUGACGAGCGCGUCCGCAAUCGGGUCGUGAAGAUGCACGGCUACCAGAUCCUCAAUUCCCAACUCAGCAUGUGGAAGGAAGACUUUACAGUGGUGUUCCAGAUCCUCGACAUCCUGGACAAAUUCCCCCGUCUUACCCGAAACAAGAUCAUCGAUUCGAAGAUCGAGUCCACGAUACAGCCUCUAACGACGUGUGGGGAUGAACGUGUCGAACAGAAAGCAGCUACACUACUGCAGAGCUGGGCGACUCUGGAAGUCGGUUACCGUAUUCCGCGCAUGAAGCGAGAUCCUAAUGCGGUGGCCUCGGUCAGUCAGUUUGGGCGAAGAGAACAGGCCAACGAUGAAGCCAAGCGGUCCCAAUCUCGGUCGCGCUCACGGUCCCGAUCAUUGGAUGCGCCUCGCGGGCCAGCAAAUCCUCAUCGCAAGGGCAAUGGCCAGAGGAAUAAUCAGCAUCGUGGCCCGCGCCAAUUCCGCCGCCAGUUUGAGCCGCUGCCUCCGGGAUGGUUCGUGGCCGAAGCCCAGGGUAGGGUAUACUACUACAACGAGCGGGGAGAUGUCACCUGGACCAAGCCCGUCUUCUCCACACCGGAGUCUGACACGCCCAGCAGCCACGCGAAGAAUCGGGCCCUUCAAGGUAUCAUCGAUGGUAUCUUGAAUGCUAAGGAAAGCGCGCCGAAGGAGAAGACGGCCACGCCGGUCACUCCACAGGCGCCCAAACAACCUACCAACAAUCGCAGUGAAAAUGAGGAGAAGUGGAGGAACUAUAGUGAAGAGAAACAGAAGAAACUCUACGAGAAUACGUUGUUUCCUCAUAUCAAAUACGUGGUGGACAAGUUCAAGCACAAGCUUCCAAAAGAAGACUUGAAGCGCUACGCCAAAGAUGUCGCCAAAAAGCUCGUCAAUUCGGACUUCAAGAACAACCGAGUGGAAGAUCCGACGAAGAUCAGCGAAAAGCAGCAGAAGAAAGUAAAGGCGUUCUGCAAAGAGUUCUUCGACAAGGCGGUUGCGAAGCAUCGCGCUCACGAGCAAAAGAAGGCCGAGAAACAGGCAAAGGGACCGGGCUCCAAAACAGAGCCAAGGACUACAGACCAGAGCCCCAUCGAUGACGCAGAUGUGAAGAUGUCCGACGACGAAGACCGGGCUGAGGAGGACCACACCUCCCUAGGCUCUCACAGCGGCCAGAAGCGCAAGAGGGAGGAGGAUGCUGAUGGUGAUGAUCGACACCUUGACGAGGUGACUUCGCCUUCGAAAAGACAGCGAUCAACGACACCGAUACCUCCCCCUCCCCCGCCACCGCCACCCCCUCCUCCAGGUGAUGAACCUUUUGCGCAGAACGACAAGGGGGAGUAUGACCUUCAGGCUGAGGGCCAAUCUCUAUCAGUUCAGAACGGCUCGGUUCCCCCUCCGCCACCGCCGCCGCUAUCAGCAGAGCAUAGCGACAACGACGACUCAUCCGCGACUCCCGCAGAGAACAACCACCUAAAUAAUCAGAAAUUCUUCCCGACGCACUCCCCGGGGACCGAGUACGAGACCGAGCUUGGAGACCUCAAGUCGACUCAGAUCGGCAUCGAGGGCAAAGUAUAG